GUUGUCAUGUCGCGUCGUUAUCCCUUAUACUGAAUGCUAAUUGUGCUCGGCCGUGAUCAAGCUCACAGGGGAUGAUGCUUCGUUGCUGAGAUACCAUUCCGGGUGGAAAAACGGCAAAUGAUCUGGAAAUGGGGCACAACAACAGUGAUAUGGAAGAGACGGUCAGGAUGGCCUUUCCGAUCAGUAGAAAUCGAGAGAACAGGACUGGUGUGGGAUCCUCGAGGCGCGUGGAGACCAGUACCUCUACGAGCACCAUACCUUCUCACACUGGCGGCUUUCUUGCUGCUGACGGCAAUCGCUGUUGAGGUUUGUCGUCAGUACAGUGAUAGAAUUGGCUGGCUCGUACGCUACAAGGAUGCCAGCGAUCUUCCCACAACUGUGUCAGUGACCUACACCAUUGUUCCAACAGCCAUAGCGCUGGUCGCUGUGAACCUAUGGGAGUUUAGUUCCUGUGAUGUGAUGCGACUCGAGCCUUACUUUCAGCUGGCCAAGUCGCGAGGAGCCUCAGCAACCGUACUCUUCACAAACUACAGUUUUUGCUACGGUAUCUUUGCGCCUAUAACCGCCGCGCGCAACCGGCACUGGAUUGUUCUUUGCGUGUCGUUCAUGUCUUUGGUCCUCCGGAUGCUUUUACCCUCCCUAUUUUCUGGGCUAAUAGUGAUGGGUGAGCUGAACCUGACUGAGCCCAAGACGAUAGAAACAUGGCCGGCCCUUCUCGACUUGCCAACCCAAGAGGCGUGGAUGGCAACGGAAGCAUCUGGCCGCGUCGAAUUUCGUCAAGAUACUGAUCUUUCGUUCUUUCGAUCACCCCAUUACGCAGCCGCACCACUUUCAAUGCCCGUGGAUGACGAGAAUGAUACAUCCAUGUUGCGCCUGAACGAAACCAUAUAUUGGGCGAAUCUGACUUGUGUGGACACGCCUCUGAGUGGGAUUACGCCAACGAGGCACCCUACGAAUCGAAACAGUUUAGAUGGCGUACAGACACUUUCAUGGAAUAUGCACAAUAUAUCCGUUCCAACUAUGAGUGAUAGUGAUAGUACUUCAGGCUGCUCGAUUAACUUCGCACUCGACAGCGUCGUACCCACCGACAGUGAUCGCUUUCAGCUUCGCUAUUGGGAGCCAAGUCAAUCCAGCAGGAAUACUAACGCCACCUCUGCAUUUUCUGGCAGCAGCUGCGGUUCGCUCACAUUGUAUGGCAUAUUGAUUGAAGGGAAUAUAUUGAAAAAUAACUCUAUGCAGACUCCAAAGGCCACGGCGUUUGCUUGUAUGGCCACUUAUCAUUACGCCGAAGCGGAGGUUUUCAUCGCCACAAACACAUCAAUCGUCGCAGCUCAAAUCCAACAGGACACCGUGAGCAGCCUCAGUCCGGCUGAGUUCAGCAUCGACAAGUUUGAGGAUCAAUUCCGCGUCGGGGCUCGCGCGUCAGGUAUGCAGAGAACUGUGAACACUACCAGCUCGUCCAGCCUCCAAGUGACUGGGACCGUAUCUAAGUUCAUAGAACUCGAACAGUAUCAGCAAAAGCUGCGAGAAUUGUGGAAUCAUCGCUUCCUUGUGACGAUGAACAAAAUGUUCGAUCCUACACGACCUACCAUGACCUAUGCAGAACAGCAGAGUGUCUCAGUCAUCCUUCAAAUGUUGCCCGACCCUGCGGUUCAUGCGGAAAUCAUGCUAUGUGUAGCUUCUAUCUUGCUCUCCUUUCUAGCUCUUGUCUACCCGCGGCGCCCUAACUUUCUUCGAAGCGACCCGGGGUCAAUUGCUGCGCAGUGCGCGAUCGUUGCGAAUCUGUUCAGUCCAACAAUCGCACUAGCUCGACCUGAUACAGAUUUUGAUCAAGCCACCACCAGGCAACUUCUCCAAUGGGCUAAGGGGUUAUGGUGCCGAUGGAGCGGAGGGCCAAAGGAACCUAGGUUGGAGAUUGUGUCACUUGAUGGAAAUCCAGUACCUCUUUCCACAUGCAAGUCCCGGAGAAAGAAGGAUUUCAUGCCACACUUCCUAAGAUUACCGUUGUUUUUCAUUGAAUGUUUAUGGCUAGCUCUAGUACUCGCUUUGUUUGGGCUAUCUCUUCGAUAUCUUCGUAUGGACAAUCCUGACUCCAUGACCGGGCCCCAGGUAGUAUUGUAUGUUUCGAUGCUCUUUGUCCCAACUAUAGUUGCCUCCACGAUCAGCGUGCUUCUCGCGUCAGUGCUUCGACACCUCAGCGUCCUGGAGCCGUGGACUCAGUUACAGAAGGGACUGGUGACAGCGAGGCAGUCGCUGUUGAUGAACUAUGGCUGUCAAACUUCGUUUGCGGUGCUUUGGAAAUGCACGCGCCGUGGCCCUCGCCUCCUUGUCAUCAUCUCACUGGCCUGUAUUCUGGACUUGUUCUUGACGCUUAUGAGCGGUGGCCUGUUUGAGCCACAAGUAAGACAACAUUCGACGGCUGCUUCUGGUUUAUUUGCGACAUACAACCUGUCCACGCUUUCAAGACAACCGCAUAGCCCUGUAUUGGAUAGCUACAGUUUUAUUCCCAGCAGUAUCACAAGGGAUGCCCCCUUCCUGCCGUGGACUACGUCGAACUACUCAUUUGUGCCAAUUUUCAUUGAUGGACCGGAAAGCGAUCGUACUUCUUAUACAGCUUCCACACGUGGGAUCGGUGUUGAUCUGAUAUGCGAAAGCUUUCCAUCUAGCAAUCAAUGGAUCGAUAGUGAUUCAGGGAAGCCAUACUGGCGUUAUACACCUUUCAAUGGUAGCACGGAAUCUGCCUGCUCUGUAGAGGCGCCAUGGACAGCCUCAGAAUACCCCGAGGGAUUUAUUUAUUAUCUGGCGCCAACGGGGUCCUCCGCACCAACGGAAUGCGAGAGGUCCACACUCGUGGUUCUUGCGCGUUGGCAUAAAAUGACACGGACAUCGCUGAACAAUGACAGCACAGUUGCAUUGCACUGUCAGCCGACAAUUCACAUCCAAGAUUUCGUGGUCCAGUUCGACCACUCUGGCCAUGUAGAGUCUUACGAGGCGGUGCCCGGAAGCUCGAUCACUGACGGUGCACUUUAUCAGAAUGCGUCUGAUAUCCUGGGACAAUUUAACAUGGCGUUUACGCACUCAAUUGAAGCACUCCCUGCUGGUCCAAAUUUAUCAUUUUACCAGUAUGACUGGCCCGGAGUUUUGACGGCACGCAUGAUAGAGAAAUUGAACCCAAGUUCGGGUUCUGUGGACCCUGCACUUCUGAUCAAUGCCGUCCAGCUUACCUACCGAACAGUCUUUAGCACCUACUUUACACUCUGGCGAGAUUUGUAUCUUCAGCGUUUGCCCCAGUCUCAUUCCAUCGCCGUCGACGGGACAGUCACUCAAGGCAUGUGGGGUAUACUACCAUCAACGCCGUCAAUUCUGAUUGUCAUCAUUCUUGUAUCGCUGGAUGUUCUGCUGAUGGUCGGUGUAUUUGUCGCAUACCGUGGGCGAUUCAAUGCACCGCGCAUUCCCAAAUCCAUUGGCUCGCUCAUCCCAUGGAUUGCACAUAGCCAGAUGAUGCGUGAUUUCGAGGACACUCAUUCGUGGACUGAAGUACAGCAACGGGAGCAUUUGGAAGAAAUCGGUCGGACAUAUAGCUUGGGAACCUUUCCGCGCCCAGGGGGUGUGAGCAGGAUAGCAGUCGAUUAUAACGAUGACGGGCAAGCAUAUGAGUUGUAUGAUAUGCCGACCUCCGGCAUGGUGUCGUCGGAGUCGACUGCCCAAGAGUCACAACCAGGUCACCCGGAGCUCAGUCGUACGCCAUAGAGUGGAUAGUUGGACUGCACUUGUAUGGACCACGGAUGAAGCUCAGUGGGCCACGCAUAAUAGUGAGCAGGCUACCGAGUCUUUAUUCCUAUACAAAGAUGCUUCCGCUAUAUUUUCCCUAGCUGGUUGCUCUCCAGUUACCUUUUGGGUCUUAAAUGACUGAUGCUGUCUCAAUCUUUUAUAAUUUCUCUCUCUAUACUAAUGUAAUCAAGAUACCCUGUUAAUUGAUAUGU
This is a messenger RNA of Aspergillus caelatus, 3983 nucleotides long. RefSeq names its product DUF3433 domain-containing protein. The record is from RefSeq and is a predicted model, not a curated record. The coding region runs from base 118 to 3750 and encodes 1210 amino acids. The transcript has 2 exons. Lineage: Eukaryota; Fungi; Ascomycota; Eurotiomycetes; Eurotiales; Aspergillaceae.